Messenger RNA from Lingula anatina, 2256 nucleotides. RefSeq lists its product as uncharacterized. The record is from RefSeq and is a predicted model, not a curated record. Lineage: Eukaryota; Metazoa; Brachiopoda; Lingulata; Lingulida; Lingulidae.
GUGAGUAAACACUUGGGCCUCGGUGCGCGGCCACCAUUAUCUUGCUUGGGCAUAUUUGACCACUACGAUGGGCGGUUGAAGACUGACCACAAGACGUCCGUUGGUCACAACCUUAUUUGUCGAAGAUGGGACAUGUUUUUUUGUUUAGGAACAGAAUGAAAAUAUCAUUUUCUUAAUUAUUGUUGCUGUGGACGUUGGGGAAGGGAAUAAGACUUUCCUAAGUGGCUUUCAUACAAACUUAAUUCUUUAUAUAACAAGGCGCUGGAUGCCUUAUACCGAUGAUGACAUUAAAACGCGGAUCUCUGCACUGGUUUACCAGGCUGUGUGGAGUAAUUUGUCUAUUUCUGUGGAAUAUAUCAACCACCGUUAACGCUCAAGACUGGCCUUGUGGAUACAACAGUAGAGUAUGUACUGCCAUAGACUAUACGCAAGGGCAAUUCGCAGUUCCAGGCAAUUGCCGGAAGUACUUCAGAUGCGUCUUCACCGGAGAUGGGACAUAUAUAUGGGAGAAAAAUAACUGUGGCAGAAAAAGAGCUUUCGUCCCGCUUUACGGUCUCACAGGAUUUUGUCAGUUGAACGCGGAUUGUUCUCCCGUACCUUGCGCCACGCCAACAACCACAACGCCAACAACCACCACGCCAACUACCACACCAACUACGACGCCAACCACGACGCCACCGCCAAGAACCACCAUUCCGACCACAACCACCCCAAGAACAACGCCAACACCCAGAUCAACAUCUACAGUAUCAUCAACGUCUGUUCCAACACCGCCUUCAGACCCUCCAUCAAGCAGUCCAAGUAUAUCUCCGUUACCAAGCAACAGUUCAGGAAACUUUCCCGAAAGAACAGAGAAGCAAACCGGCGGUGUAGAUGGCGGUGCUGUCGCUGGCGGAGUGAUCGGCUCCUUGCUCGUGCUGGGUUUGAUCUUGGUGGGAUUUCUUUGGUGGCGGAGGAGGGAAUGGGUGCUAAGUAUCUUCGAGAGAUUGAAACUGAAGGACAAGGGAGGCGCUGUCGAUAUGCACGAUCCGAUGUACCGGGACUCCGAGAAAAGAGGAAUAGAAUCACCCACGUAUAUCGUUGAUUCUGAGGAUAUUUACACAGAACUGCCUGACCAAACUUACGCCAACGAUUCGCAACCAGAACCUCUCAGAACCAAAGCCACGAUCUUGGCAACAGCUCACAAAAACAAUGAAGUGCAGAAAAGUCCAGCUUUUGUGCACCGAGCUAAUUCAUUGUAUUCCGUCAACGACAAUGGCGAAGAAGAACCAGUAUAUCACUUUGCCGAUGACCCCCAGUCAGAACCAACAUACUCUUUGGCGUCAAACGACAAUCCUGCUUUUCCAGCAGACGACAACACUUCCGCGCAAGCGCACUAUGACCUGGCAGGUCACGUGGGAUCAGAUGACGUGUAUUAUGAUACGGUAGCUGAAACUUUAGCUGGAUAUUCAAUCAAAAGACACGACACGGGCACUAAAUCUAUGACACCUGAGCUGAAAACGAAACCGAAACAUCCUCCAUAUGCUAAGGUUCUGCGUAAACAAAGCAGUACGGAUGAAUCUGGAUAUAGCCAUCUUGUAGUGGCUGCAUCUGAACCUCACCCGUACAGUGAACUAGAACGCUCAACUGAGGUGUAUGAAAAUACUGCCCAGUUAAAAGAAAGCAGCGUCGCUUAGCUUUCACCGGCUGGUGAACUAUUAUUUGCUUUCCAUUCAUACAUUCCAAUAUUACUAGAAAAUAAUUUUAUACCACGUGCUGGUCACAUUGGGAUUUUAUACCUUAUAAAAACAGGGCAUAUUGAUAAGAUUUUUUUUUUUUUUUGAGAGCCGUUUAUAAAGGUGUGUCCAGUUAUUUUUCAUAACUUACAAUACUUUUUUCCAUAAUAAUCGAUUAGUGGUAGCAAUUUUAUUAGCCAUUUUCUAUUUGUCAAAUCAUCAAUAUAUUUCAAGGAAUAUAAAUCGAUCUUCCUUUUUAGUCCCUGCCUUUAGAUCUUUUGCUUAUGACUUCACAUGCCUUUUCCCCGUGACACAGGUCGCGCGCCGGACUGAUUUUUAACGUACAUGUAGUACAGGGUUUAUGGGAGAUAGCGCAAUGGACUUCCUUUCUGUCGAACCAUUGACUUAGGGCUCUUCACAAGCUGACAAAAGUAUCAAUAGUAUAUGCACCCUCAGCGAUUUUAUCGUACAAAGUCCCACUGCCAUGUUGUGUAGAUAUACAUGUAAUAGAUUAUAUACAUAUAUGUAUGUAUGUCUUAAA